This is a messenger RNA of Drosophila grimshawi, 402 nucleotides long. RefSeq names its product small lysine-rich protein 1. The record is from RefSeq and is a predicted model, not a curated record. The transcript has 2 exons. The coding region runs from base 16 to 285 and encodes 89 amino acids. Lineage: Eukaryota; Metazoa; Arthropoda; Insecta; Diptera; Drosophilidae.
UCUUUCCAUUUUUAAAUGGGCGGCAAGAGUAAAAAGAAACGAAAUAGCAAAGAUUCCACAUCCAGCAACGCUGGCAGUGGCGAAGGCGAUGAUAAGAAAAAGAAGGAAGGCGCCGGUGGCAGCAAGAAAAAGGCUGGCGUUGGCAAGUCCAUUGGCUGUGAUAUAUUCAAUGAUGCAGCCAUGGAUAAUGCCUACUAUGUGUGUCACAAUGUGCAGGACGUACUGAAGUCUCGUGGAUUUCCUUGGCCAGAUGGGCAAAAGAAGAAGAAGAAGGGAAAGCGUUGAGCAAAAACCAGUACUUUAUUCACAAAUAUCUCCCAAAUGCAUUGUAUAUUAGAGUAUCCAAAUUUGAUUGAAAACCCAGUCAUAAUUUUCAGACCAAAUACAACUUCUCAAAGCAAA